This is a messenger RNA of Zalophus californianus (California sea lion), 3781 nucleotides long. RefSeq names its product KIAA1586 ortholog. The record is from RefSeq and is a predicted model, not a curated record. Gene Ontology annotation, biological process: protein sumoylation. Gene Ontology annotation, molecular function: SUMO ligase activity. The coding region runs from base 205 to 2565 and encodes 786 amino acids. Lineage: Eukaryota; Metazoa; Chordata; Mammalia; Carnivora; Otariidae. The transcript has 4 exons.
CAGGCCGGGACUGUGAGAAAGAGGCUCCAGGCAAUAGCGGGCCAGAGCCGGCUUCCCCUUUGGAAGCGGUGUUUCACACCUCUCUCCGCCCGCGGCGUCGGUGGCGUCGGCGGCGGCGGAGGCGGCGGCAGCGGGGACAGCAGCGACGGCGGCGGCGGCGGGGGCCGCAGGAGCGGUGGUGCUGUCAGUUAGGCCGUCGGAGAAAUGGGAGACCCGGCGUCGGAGAUAAUAGAGUCUGUCCCUGCAGCCGGGCCUGAGGCAUCUGAGGCAACAACGGAUGAAAACGAAGAUGACAUUCAGUUUGUCAGUGAAGGACCAUCAAAAAGUGUUCUUGAAUACUUUGAUUUGGUCUGUGGUGAUAAUGAAGAGCCUAGCACCUGUCAUAGUGAUAUUCUGUUCCCUAAAAUGCCAAAACGACAGGGAGAUUUUUUGCGUUUUUUAAAUGUGAAGAAGGUGAAAACAGACACAGAAAGUAAUAGCAAAAAUCGUUGUGGAUUGUCUAAGUCAAAGGAAUCAAAUUUCAAAUAUGUUGAACAACCAAUCAUUGAAGAAAAUCCAUCAUGUUCAUCAAAGGAAGAAACAGAUAAUCUUGUGCUUCCAGAUUGUUGGAAUGAAAAACAAGCAUUUAUGUUUACAGAACAGUACAAAUGGCUUGAAAUAAGAGAAGGUAGAUUAGGAUGUAAGGAUUGUUCAACAGUUCGGCAUUUGGGAUCGAAAGCAGAAAAGCAUGUCCAUGUGUCCAAGGAAUGGAUUGCAUAUUUAGUAACCCCUAAUGGCAGUAAUAAAACUACUAGACAGGCUUCUCUGCGGAAAAAAAUUAGGGAACACGAUGUUUCUAAAGCCCAUGGUAAAAUUCAGGAUUUGUUAAAGGAAUCAGUUAAUGACUCAAUUUCUGAUUUAGUGCAUAAACAAAAUAAUAAAAAUAUUGAUGCUACAGUAAAAGUUUUCAAUACUGUUUACAGUUUAGUAAAACAUAAUAGACCUUUAUCUGAUAUUGAGGGGGCAAUAGAAUUACAAGAGAAAAAUGGAGAGGUCAACUGUUUAAAUACACGAUACAGUGCAACAAGAAUAGCAGAACAUAUUGCAAAAGAAAUGAAAAUGAAGAUAUUUAAAAAUAUUGUAGAAGAGAAUGCCAAAAUCUGCAUCAUAAUUGAUGAGGCAUCUACAGUUUCGAAGAAAAGCACUCUAAUGAUUUAUCUCCAGUGCACAGUUCAGUCGGCUCCUGCACCAGUUAUGUUAUUUGUUGCUUUAAAAGAAUUGGUGUCAACCUCAGCAGAGUGUAUUUUCAAUACAAUACUGAGUUCUUUAAAUGAUUGUGGCUUUACUAAUGAAUAUUUGAAAGCAAAUUUAAUUGCAUUUUGUUCUGAUGGUGCUAAUACAAUCCUGGGAAGAAAGGCUGGAGUAGCUACAAAGUUGUUAGAAAAUUUUCCUAAAAUCAUUAUUUGGGACUGUUUAAACUAUCGAUUGCAAUUGUCGCUUGAUGAUUCAAUAUCUGAAAUAAAACAAGUUAAUCAUUUUAAACUAUUUCUUGAUAAAAUUUAUUCCAUUUAUCACCAGUCUAAUAAAAAUCAAAACAAGCUUUUAGAAACUGUAGCUAAAGAUCUUGAAAUUGAAAUUAUUAAAAUUGGAUGGGUGAUGGGACCAAGAUGGGCGGCAUGUAGUUUACAAGCUGCUACUGCUGUAUGGCAUGCAUAUCCUGUAUUAUAUAUGCAUUUCUCUAAUUCUUACUCUGGUUUGGCAAAGAGAUUAGCUAACAUUCAUUUUUUGCAAGACCUUGCUUUAAUGAUUGACAUUCUUGAAGAAUUGUCACUACUUUCAACUGCAUUACAGUCCAGAUCAACUAACAUUCAGAAAGCACAAAAAUUGAUCAAACGUACCAUAAGAGCUUUGGAAAAUUUAAAAAUUGGUACUGGAAAGCAUGAGUCUCAAAUUGAAGGUUUGAUUAAGUCAGAUAAGUUUAAAGAUAUUCCAUUUAAUAAAAAUAAUAAAUACAAUGCUCUUCCUAGGAGUAUGUUAAUAGAAAAUAUAAUUGAACACAUGCAUUUACGUCUUGUAUCUGACAGAAACCAUGAUGAAAGUAUUUUUAAUUAUUUUGACUUGCUAGAACCUUCUACAUGGCCUUAUGAAGAAAUAACUUCACCAUGGAUAGCUGGUGAAAAAAAAUUAUUUCAUCUAUGUGAAAUUUUAAAAUACAAAAUUGAUUUGAAUGAUUUUCGGGAAUUUGUAAAUAAUAAUAUAAAAUCAAUCAAUGUUUCGAUUCCUACAACUAUACAAAAAGCUAAAAAGAUAGUUAACACUAUUGCAAUCAAUAAUGCUGAAGCUGAAAGAGGUUUCAAUUUAAUGAACAUAAUUUGUACAAGGGUGAGAAAUAGUUUAACAAUAGAUCACAUAUCAGAUCUAAUGACAAUAAAUUUAUUAGGGAAGGAGUUAGCAGAUUGGGAUGCAACUCCAUUUGUAAAGUCCUGGUCACAUUGUAACCAUAGGUUGGCUACAGAUACAAGAGUUAGGCAAAAAUCAACAAAAGCCUUCUAUGGGAAUCAGUUAGCUAUAUGGAAUUUACAAUAAAGGGUAUUAUAUAUGUUAUCAUUUGCAAAUUGUGUGCUACACAUCUUAUAUAUAAAACAUUUUUUUAAAGCCCAUUUUUAAACUUACAUUAACAUGUUUAAAAGGCAUUCUCCAAAGAGAUAAAGUUGAUUGUUUUUAGGAGCUAUAUAGUUUUUUACAGAUUGGCCCAUGUCUCCUAGAGUAGGCCAUGGUGUAUAUUACAAGGAGUCCUGUACAGAACAUCCAACCAUUUCCAUUUCUCUUGCCUUUUAGUAAGGAUGCAAAAGUUCAAAGCCCUGGAAAUUAUAUAAAAUAAAUGAGAAAUAGAAUAAAAACUGCAAGCUUUUUGGCUGUUAAUCACUUCUGUAUGUGCUAAUACAGUAAUCUCUAGCUAUGGGUGGCUAUUAAGCACUUGAAAUGAGCUCAGUAGGACUAAGUUAAUUAAUUAGAAAAAUGCAGUGUAAAAUACUUUUAACUCAACUUUUUUUUUGUAGAAAUACAUUUAACUUGUUACCUUGUUCAUGAUUCUUGUAGUGUGCCUGUCAAACUCCUGUGUCAUGUGUAAUAUUACUUAAAAACACAUCAGUGAAUUGGUGUCAACAGAUGGAUUCGGUGCACAUUAUUUUUUUCUAUGAAUUGGAUGUAACAGCAUCUUUACCUGAGUAUUUUAUAUAGACAAUAGGAAUUACAGUGAUAAUGUAAAUCAUAAUUGAUAAUUAAAUUGAAUUAUUUAUUUUAAAUAUAUUUUUCUAGUUCAGACAUGAAUAUGCACAUUUUUUAAUUUAAAAUGGCUUACUGAAGGCUUACUGAAAAAGAAAUAGAGAUGCAGAAACUAGUACUACAACUGGAACAAUAAACAGUGGAAGAAGGUAUGGUAUGCAUUUCAUGAUGAAUGGUUAAUUGCAGUUGGCUGUGGCUGAGAAAAACUUAUUUAACAAAGACAGUAAAGUGGGUAAUACUGAGACAGUUUCAGCAAAUGCAUAAUGAAUGAAAUCUUUCAAAGUAAAAUUAAAUUUAGUCACUUGAAAUCAGAAUUAAAUGUUGAACAAAAAAACUUUUAAACAAUUUUUAAAGGGUUGAUUAUAAGUUUAGCCAGCUAUAAAACAGCUUGGAUUUUCACGUGAAAAAAAAAUUGGUUUUGAAUAGAUAAUAAAAUAUUUCAGUAAUAGAAAUUGUUAGAAAAUUAUGAAUUAAAGCCUUAAAAAUGUUUUAUUAAGAAAGUACAAAGUCCUGGGGU